This is a messenger RNA of Kwoniella botswanensis, 477 nucleotides long. RefSeq lists its product as uncharacterized. Bases 1 to 477 code for a protein of 158 amino acids. NCBI's taxonomy places the organism in Eukaryota, Fungi, Basidiomycota, Tremellomycetes, Tremellales, Cryptococcaceae. The record is from RefSeq and is a predicted model, not a curated record. The transcript has 4 exons.
AUGACUUUACCAGACACGAACAGUACCACUCCGAAGGACAGUGAUGGCCCAGAUCCGUCUGAGUCACCUCCAAUGCUCAAUGGCGACCGUCCUAACGGCAAACCCACUUCUCAAGAGGUAGUCAUCUUACCUUUCAGUUUUCUUCUUCUCAUCUGUAUCAUCGUUUGGUUACUGGUUUUCAUAGAGAUCCUCAUUCUCUAUAGUUCUAUAGGCUACAGAAAAGAUGCUUCCCUUUGCGUAUCGGCUUUCAGGACCAUCUUCUUCUUCCUCUCUUUAAUUGCGAUCUACCUGGCCUUCUUCGAACCUGGAUUGGACUUCGAAGGUCGUACAACUAACCCGGAUUAUCUGUCGACCGGUAAGAACUGGUUGAUAACCUUCACCAAGGGUGGGCUGGUAAUCUUUGCUAUUCAUGGCUUUAUGUUACAUGCAGAGAUUGCUGUUGUUAAUGGAGAUAGGUUGAUUAAAUUGACUUUAUAG